This is a messenger RNA of Ilyonectria robusta, 1869 nucleotides long. RefSeq names its product FAD binding domain-containing protein. NCBI's taxonomy places the organism in Eukaryota, Fungi, Ascomycota, Sordariomycetes, Hypocreales, Nectriaceae. The record is from RefSeq and is a predicted model, not a curated record. The transcript is spliced from 3 exons. Gene Ontology annotation, molecular function: FAD binding. The coding region runs from base 1 to 1869 and encodes 622 amino acids.
AUGAACGGACAUACCACAGAAAUAAUCGAUGUGCCGGUGGUCAUCGUUGGUGGAGGAGGCUGCGGCCUAUGUCUGUCUAUUUUCUUGUCGGACUACGGCAUUGAGCAUUAUGUUUUCGAAAAGCAUCCGGGAACAGCAAUUCUCCCUCGGGCUCAUUACAUCAACCAACGUUCCAUGGAAACCUUCCGUCAGCAUAAUAUUUCCGAGGCUUUGAAAUCCGUCGGGUGUCCUAUUCGAAAUAUGAGCCAGACGGACUGGCGCACCUCGCUAGGGGGUGAUGGCCCAUAUGAUGGACGGGUCAUCUGUUCGGUCCCCGCAUUUGGCGGAUCUCUCGGGUCACCGGAUUACGAGAUUUACAGAAGUCAUGGCCCUGAACUAUCUUCAAACCUGCCUUUGGUGAGGGCUGAGCCCAUCUUUCGAAAGAUUGCAGAGGAGCGAAACCCAGGCCGAGUUCGUUUUAGUCAUCGAGUCGUUGACUUUGUCGAGGACAAGGACCAUGUUCUGGUGACCGUUGAAGGCCCGGACGGCAAAGUGGAAGUCUUCCGUACCUUGUACCUCGUGGGAGCAGAUGGUGGGAAGUUUGUGGGCCCUAAAAUUGGAGCUCAGAUGGAGGGACCGAGAAAUCUCGUCGAGUUCCUCAGCAUUUACUUUCGCGCCGACUUGUCCCAGUACUGCGAUGACCGUACACUGAUCACUCAUUUCAUUAACCCGGAAGGAGAAAAGAUGGAGAGGUUCGAUUGUGGAGCGUUGGUCAAGAUGGGCCCUACCUGGGAUCGCCGUUGCGAGGAGUGGAUCCUGCAUUUCGGGGUUCCUGUCGACGAAAACCUACCACUGGAGGCAGAGACACUAGCCUCUCGUGGUCGACAGCUGUUAAAGAUCCCAGAUCUCAAAAUGGAUGUCAUCAAGGUCUCCCGGUGGGUUCUGGAGCGGACCCUCGUUUCAAAGUAUCAGGACGGGCGGAUAUUCCUCGCUGGAGACGCCGCGCAUAAACGCCCACCAACUACCGGACUUGGCCUCAAUACAGCCAUCGAAGAUUCUCUGAAUCUGGCAUGGAAACUCUCGUUUGUUUUAAGUGGCAAGGCUGACGCCUCCCUUCUUAAUACAUAUGAAGCCGAGCGUCGGCCAGUGGGGAAACGGAAUUGCGAUUGGGGUCUCUUCGCCUUCUCCAACUACCCCGUACUCCAAGCAAGCGUCGGGUUUCUUCCUGGAGAGAAGAAAUACAACCAAGAACGUUUAGCUCGUUUCUUUGAAGAUUCCCCAUCUGGAGAGACAGCUCGACACCAUCUUUCGCGAAUCUUUGAAACCCAAGACAUUGAAUUCUCUGCACACAACAUUGAGCUCGGAUUCUCGUAUGAGAGUGAGUCUGUGGCCCAAGACGGAUCUGCUAAGCCAAGGGAAGACCCCGGUGGAAGAGUAUACGUGCCAACAACGCGCCCUGGUCAUCGCUUGCCGCAUGCUUGGGUUGAGCGCGACCAUCAAACAGUAUCAACACACGACCUCAUUGGCAACGGUGGGGAUUAUGACUUGCUCUUGAUUACUGAUGAAUUGGGUGACCACUGGUCCAACGCUGCCCGAAACGUCACGGCGAAGUCUGCAAUUCGCAUUGUCGUAGCGGGCAUCAAAGCUCAUCGCCAUUGCCAGAAGCCUGGACUGUACCAGGAUUGUGAUGACAAUUGGAUCAAAGUUCGGGGCUUUGCGGAUGGGGGUGCGAUUCUCGUGCGCCCGGAUAACUUCAUCAUGUGGAGGAGUAUGGGUCCUUCCACCCAGAACGGGGAGGAACUGGUUGAAAUCUUGGGGAAGAUGUUGAAGUACUCCGACACACAGGAAUCUGUGUCAUCGAUGAAAGACUUUAUGCUCCUGGUUAUUUGA